Messenger RNA from Penicillium pulvis, 498 nucleotides. RefSeq lists its product as uncharacterized. The record is from RefSeq and is a predicted model, not a curated record. Lineage: Eukaryota; Fungi; Ascomycota; Eurotiomycetes; Eurotiales; Aspergillaceae. The transcript is spliced from 3 exons. Bases 1 to 498 code for a protein of 165 amino acids.
AUGAAUUUUCUACGCCAGCCAUGUUCGCGCAUUGCGACUUUGCGGUCAUUCCGCACCCCUGUUGGAAUUACUUCACCUCAGGCAAAUUUUAGUCGAAGAUCUUAUGCUACUACCGGUCCGGGUGAUCAGAAGGGUGGUACCCCCAGAUGUCUCCAUUGCUAUGGGUUUGCCCCUAACGAUCUACCUUUGGAGGGGGACAAGAAAAAGCCCAAUACCAGCUCUAUUGGCGAACACCAUGGAGCUAACCAAGAGUAUGCACAAAACGCGGAGGGCAACCAGGGCAACGACUCCAACUCAACUACUUCCACCCAUGAUGAGCCUCGAGCCAUGGGUUCUUCCAAGGGACCUACAAGCAUGUCAUUUAAACAAGAGGGCCUUUCUAAUGCCGAUACCAUGAACCCAUAUGUCAAUGAGCCCGGAAAGAGUAAAAAGGGUGAGGGUGAGACGGAAACCGCAAAGGUAAAGGGUACCGUGAAGCCUGACCGGCCGCAGGUGUGA